Messenger RNA from Mytilus trossulus (common blue mussel), 729 nucleotides. RefSeq lists its product as uncharacterized. The record is from RefSeq and is a predicted model, not a curated record. NCBI's taxonomy places the organism in Eukaryota, Metazoa, Mollusca, Bivalvia, Mytilida, Mytilidae. The transcript is spliced from 2 exons. Bases 202 to 729 code for a protein of 175 amino acids.
UCGAGUAAUUCUGAAAUGCAUGCACCCUAAGCUGAUGGACCAGUAGCUUUGUCUACAUCUCUGACAGAAACCAGCCAGACAACAAGGCAAAAUGAGCAGUUGGUACAAGAAAAGGAAACUAGAAAGAAUACACAUAUCUUUUAUAAAGGAAACUGGUAUCAUAUAAGUCAAUUUGUGUCCUGGGAACAGGGUAAAUUUUACAUGCCAAAACAGUCACGUUUGAAUAGGUUUUAUUCAAAUUAUGCCAUAUUUGAUAAAUUUUUACCACCUGAGAGUCUUUUAAAUCAAGAUAAACAUUUGACCAGAGGAGAUUUUAUAGCUACUUGGAAUAAUGGAUUUUUUUGCUUUGGAAAAUUAAUGAGAAUAGUUAAGCAAUCUGUUAAAGGAAAAUGUGCACAUCCUCAAUUUAUAUGGAAAAAAAGCAAUGAAGGUGCUGCCACAACAGAUUUUGCCAUUCAAAUUCUCAGUUCAACUAACAAACAGCAAGAAACAGUACCAGACAGUCUUAUCAUAACAAAAACAUUUAAAUGGGUUUCAUCAGCUGAAUUCGUCUUAAAACUCAUUCUACAACCUAAAGAUGGAUACUUCAUAAUGGACAGCUCAUGUAGACAACAACUAAUUGAUGCUAUUACAUACCUACAAGAGAAUGACAAAAACGAAGAAAAAGGCAAAGGGAAGACAAAAAAAGGAAGUUUGAUGAGAAAAAAUCUGGACCUCCAGAAAAAAUGA